AUUAUAAUUUAUUGUUAUCAUUUAAAAGUGUAUCUAUCUAAUUUGUGUAAAAGUAAAAUUCUCUACUGUAUAUUUUUUUGCAGUUGUAUUUUUCCAUUAUGCGAACUUUUAAAGACGUUACAAUUUACUCUUGAAUCCAUUUAUAACCAUCAACUUAGAUACAACAAGAAUGGCACCAAAGUUCAACCCAGAAGAGAAACAGAUAUCAGUGGCAUUCGUAUGUCUAGGAAACAUCUGUCGAUCACCUAUGGCAGAAGCCAUCUUCAAACAUAAAGUUAAAGAAUUAGGCUAUUCACCCUACUUCAAAUUGAUUGAUUCCUAUGGAACAGGAGCUUAUCAUGUUGGAGAAUCCCCUGAUUCAAGAUCAGUUAAAAUAUGUCGUAAAAACGGUGUUCCUGUAAAUCAUGCUGCUCAACAAAUUCGGACCAAAGAUUUUGAUAAAUUCGAUUAUGUGAUUGCAAUGGAUGAAUCCAAUAAAUCUGAUUUAUUAUAUUCGAGACCUAGAGAUUUUAAGGGGAAGAUUGAUCUUUUUGGAGCAUGGAGAGUUGAUACUAGUUUUAGUAAGAUUGUUCAAGAUCCUUAUUAUGGUGGUAUAAAUGGAUUUGAAAUUAAUUUUGAACAAAUAAGUCAUUUCAGUGAAGAGUUUUUAAAACAAGAAAUAGGUGAAUUAUGAUAUCUUAGAAGUAUUGAUUAGAUUAUUUAGAUAAAAUAUACAUAUAGAUAUAAGGGUUAGAAAGUGUUUUUAGUGUGGAUAUAAAAUGGGUGGUGGGUAUGCGUAAAUAAGAGUAUCAGAACAGGGUAAAUUCAAUCACGCUGAUUUGUGAGAUUUUUCUGUUUGACAAUUAAACAUUUUUUUUCAUAGCAAUUUAU
Molecule: messenger RNA, 870 nt
Organism: Scheffersomyces coipomensis
Lineage: Eukaryota; Fungi; Ascomycota; Pichiomycetes; Serinales; Debaryomycetaceae
Gene: LTP1
Product: tyrosine protein phosphatase
Exons: 2
Coding region: 170-673 (167 amino acids)
Biological process (GO): protein dephosphorylation
Molecular function (GO): protein tyrosine phosphatase activity
Source: RefSeq, a predicted model, not a curated record